Messenger RNA from Camellia sinensis, 1875 nucleotides. Its product is annotated as proline-rich family protein. Gene Ontology annotation, cellular component: transcription repressor complex. NCBI's taxonomy places the organism in Eukaryota, Viridiplantae, Streptophyta, Magnoliopsida, Ericales, Theaceae. The record is from RefSeq and is a predicted model, not a curated record.
AUGGAAAUGAAGGGUUUGUAUCUUAGGCAAGCAAGACUUCGAAGGACAAAUGGAAGAAAGCAGCAAGCAGGGUUUGAGCCCUAUAUUGCUAAUAAACAGUUGGAGGAACUGAAGCUUGCACGAAGCGAAGUAUUGACUCUUGAAGAAGGUGAGCCUCAAUUCCAUAAUCCAAUUUGGUUGGAGGGCAGCAGAGGAGCAGUGGGAGCCUUUUUGAAUGAAGAUGAGAAUUUAGGUUUGUUCACACACUCAAGCCAAUUAGAGGAGCAAAGUUUUGCUUUUUUGGCUAUGAGUGCAAGAUUGAUUCCUAAGGCUUCAUCAGGGUGUGGAGCCCUUCGUACCAUUCGAGAUAGCAAAGUAGAAGUGUACCAUGCUGAAAGCAAGUUGUCCUCAAGGCUGCAUAGACGGUUGAAAGGAAUGUAUGGGUACACUACAGAGCUGUGCACGGAAGGAUGGACUAUCCUCCCACCACCACCGCCACCGCCGCCGCCGCCACCACUCGUCUCUUCACAAGCCCACCACCGCCGACAAGACCCCCAACCCCACCAAUCACAACCUCCACCACCGUCUCAUCCCUUCUGCAUUUUGCUCUUCCCCCAACCCCAACCCCAACCCCAACCCCAACCCCAACCACCUCUCUACACAGCUCAACCCUUGCCCAAUCUCGCCCCUAGACUCCCAGCCAAUUCAAUCCACUCUCAAUUGGCCACCAGACCCCAGCAUGACCCAUCUCAGGGUAUUCUCUACCCAGUCGCCUCCUCUGGCCGCGGAUUUCUCCCCAAGACUAUUCGCCCCCAAUCCGCCGAUCAUACGGUCACGGUUGCCAAUCCUGGUGGAUUUCCGCCUCGCCCUGUGCUUGUUGCUGCGUACCCACAUCCUCACCAAGUUCGCCCUUUUGGGGACCCUCAUGCUCAGUCUGUGCACCUGAUCAGGCCCACUCACUUGCACAACACUCUUUUGGGUUCCACUGGUGGCGUCAUGUCCGGCAUGGUCAAGGGCGUCCCUGUCUCUGCCCAACAAAAGGUUGCUGCAUCUCAACCUUCAAUUUCUGAUUGUAAUGGCUACAAGGACCUGAGGGACAGAAGUAGGGAUGACAGUAUUGCGACUGUUAGUGAUCGGAAAGUUAGGAUCUGUGACAGUUCUUCUCUUUAUGCCCUCUGCCGGUCGUGGUUGAGGAAUGGUUUUCCUGAAGAAAAUCAGCCACAAUAUGUGGAUGGUGUGAAAUCGCUUCCAAAACCUUCACCUGCACUUGUGGCUGACUGUCAUUCGCCAGUGAAAAAGGAAGGUGAUAAACAAGAUGAGGAGGAGGAAUGUGUUGAGCAUUUAUCUCCAACCGACCUGUUACACAGACAUGUCAAGCGUGCUAAAAAGGUUCGAGGCCGAUUAAGGGAAGAACGGCUACAACGAAUUGCAAGGUACAAAACUAGGCUUGCUCUGCUCUUACCCCCACUUAUAGAGCAACAACCAUUCAGAAAUGACGCAGCUGCUGGGAACUGACCUAAAACUUGUAUGAUCUGUGACAUUGUUGCUGAUAUUGGGCUCCCUCGUCGAACAUUGUGCUGAAAUUAAUAGAUUCAUGAUUGUUGUUCUUUCAAUGCUGGAGUGAGAAAUAGUAGGAGUCAAUUUUGGUGGCGUAAUGUUAUUGAAAAGCUGGUGGAUUAGAGUGAGUGAAACAAAUGCUGUAUCAAUUCAUUUGGCUUUGUUCUUGAACAAUGUAGCUGUAGAUUGUUUAGUUAGCUUUGUCCUUAAGACGGGCCUCAAGAUGGAAUGGAAUAUGUUUUGAAAUUCUAUUUUGAUAAAGAAACUUUGUGAAGAAAUCGGUUUUUUUGGCUCGUCUGAAAUUUGACCUGAAUUUUAAUGACAGGAAGUUGAUAUGCU